AUGUGUUCACUAUUACCACUAUUACUGAGAGGCAGUCCGAGGAUCUGUCCAGUCGUUGCACUCAAUGGCCGUAUAUAUCGACACUUCAGCGAUGGCCCAAACAAUCAAACCAAACCAUCAAAAGUGUCACAAAAGUUGGCACAAAUGGACGAAAAGCUGAAAUCGGAUCCAAACAGUCCUUUGGGACGACUCGACAGAACUCCUAAAAGAGACGCCAAUUCUGGGGAUACGAGUCAUAGUCAUAGUCAUAGUGAGGGUCAGAGUGAUAGUGAGGACAACCAGUCAUAUGAAGACCCGUUCGCCGCCUUCACGGAUGGCGUGAAUCCUCGGACGGGCGAGAGAGGGGGUCCGACAGGUCCUGAGCCCACCCGCUUCGGCGAUUGGGAGCGCAAGGGAAGGGUCACUGACUUCUGA
Oppiella nova is the source of this 414-nucleotide messenger RNA. The record is from the annotation of a GenBank genome assembly. Lineage: Eukaryota; Metazoa; Arthropoda; Arachnida; Sarcoptiformes; Oppiidae.